Molecule: messenger RNA, 1788 nt
Organism: Saxophila tyrrhenica
Lineage: Eukaryota; Fungi; Ascomycota; Dothideomycetes; Mycosphaerellales; Extremaceae
Exons: 2
Coding region: 1-1788 (595 amino acids)
Source: RefSeq, a predicted model, not a curated record
AUGCCUCUCAUUUAUCCUCCACUUGACGAAUCAAGGAAGCAGAUUCGGCUUAUGAGGAUCCAUGCUGGACCGGACCCGCGAACAAUGCUGGUAUGCUCACUCGAGUCGGUAGACCUGAGUGCUGCAAAUCCGUUCUACGCUCUCUCGUAUGUCUGGGGCCCUCCGUCUCCGACUCAGUCGAUAUCGCUCAACGGCCACAUCACGCAGAUCAGGCAGAACCUGUGGCUGUUUCUACACGCGCUUAGAGCGCGCUUCUGCCAAAGGAAAACGGACACUAUCCGUGUGUGGGCUGAUUACACUUGCAUUCAACAGAGCGACCUUCGAGAGCUGAGUUACCAAGUCUCAUUCAUGGUAUACGGCUGGCUCGGAAUAGGUCAUGAGUCUGGGGACGAAGAGAUGGAUCGCAUUGAGUCCAUUCGAUUGAGCCGGCGAAAUAAUAGUUCCUGGAAUUCUAUAUCUCGGCAGUACUCAACAGCUCUUGAAGUUGUUGCAUCGAGUCCCUAUUGGACUCGUCUGUGGAUCAAACAGGAAGUCAUUCUGGCAAAGGACGUUUGGUUGUUCCAAGGCGAGAAGGCAGCGCACUGGAACGAUGUUCGUUUUGUCAGCUCUCUCGGCCGCAGCAGAGCCAACCAGCCUCAGAUAAGACGUGCGACAGGAAGCGCGGCCAGCCAUAAGCCUCAGGCGGCGUCCAUGCUAUCGUUGUUGGACUAUCGAGCGUUGCACUACAACAACCUAGAUCUUCCAGAGCUGGUUGUGAAGUUCUGCAACGCGGGAUGUCAGGACGCUAGAGACAAAAUAUAUGCCCUGCUGUCACUCACCAACCCAGAUACCCGGAGGCAGAUCGCGGUGAAUUAUCAGAAGCCUCUAUUGCAGGUAUUGCUGGACAACUUUGUCCACUGGACAGGGGAGAACAUACCCAUCGAGACAGUUGGUGAAUUUGCAAGGCCAGUCCCUCGCUACGGUUUCCAGUCGUUCUGCUCUCAUAUGGCAAAACUUCUGUCCUCUGCUGAGCUUCGUGAACUCUGCGAUUCUCCGCCAGCUCGAGAAGCCGUUACGGCGGAAGGACUCCUCGCGCUAUCUGGGCUGUCGCGGGUUGCAGAAGUUUUGCCAAUUGCAGGUUUUGACAAACACAGCAUCUGGCCCAUUUCGGAGCGAGCGCCAGAGCUUGUCGAAGGGCGAGGUUUUGUGAUACGCAUAAUCACGCAGCCAUGGCUCGGCGGUCUAUCCGCCUACAGACAGGACCGCUUCGCAUACGUCGACGCCAUUCCAGAGCCAGGGGACAUACUUGGUCAGAUUGGUACUCGGAUCUUCUUCCUCCGACAGUCAACGGGUGCUAUCUCAACGCAAGCAAACAGCCAACGACAGCCUUCUUUCAUGGUCGCCAUCGGUUCAGAACCUGGAGAGCAUCACUCUGUGACCAAAGACAUCCGCCGACUGAGCGCGCGACAAAUGCUGCAUCCAUGUUUGUGGCUAAAUCAACAGCUUCCAGAUGUGUCGUUUCGACUUGUUGAUGCUAGUCUACGGCGUGUCGCGGGGCCAAAAUAUGUGAAGGCCGGAGAGAUCGAGAUCAUGAUCCUCUGCAAUGCCGCUGCCAUGUUGACGCUACUGACGGAUGCAUGGUCGGAAGCAGGCCGUGGGAUGAGCCAUGGCCAUCGCGGAGGGACUGCUGUGGAGCAGAGGACCAAGCACGAUUCUCACAUGGACGAGAGCGAGCAUCAAGGAGGUUGGGAUGCUUGGUGCCCAUAUGAAUUUGUUCUGUCGCACAACGUUCUCAACGUGUGGCCAUGA